Messenger RNA from Aspergillus calidoustus, 1041 nucleotides. Lineage: Eukaryota; Fungi; Ascomycota; Eurotiomycetes; Eurotiales; Aspergillaceae. The record is from the annotation of a GenBank genome assembly.
AUGACCCAACCAAAAACGUACCUCGACAUCGUCAAGGAAUGCGACAACUUCCCCUACGAAACCGAAAACCCUGCCCUGUACAGCUUGCACCUAGAAAACUACUAUUCCUUCAAAGUCGCCGGGUACACCGAGGUGCUCGGCCACGUACCAAAGUACAUAAUCCGCGCCUUUGCAUUUCCCGACGGAUGGCUUGUCGACCAUGAGAGGCAGGAACUUAUCCUCGCGCCCGCGCUCGAUAAUAGCCUCACCGAGAGCGAAAAGGCGCAACGACGUACAGCGCUCAUGGAAUCGACACUAAAGUCCAUGUCCCAGACGCCCACACGCCGGGAAUUCCUCGCUCUCGCGCGGAAAUGGCGGAAUGAGACGUUUCCCAUCUACAGCACGACCACCCCCGGCAAGUCCAAGAUCCGCCUCCUCGAAAUCGAACGCUCCGCCAGUGCCCUCUUUGGUAUCCUCACGAGCGGCGUGCAACUUACCGCGUACACGACGGACCCAGUCACGAACGAACUAAAGAUCUGGAUCGCGCGCCGGUCACGCAAGAAGCAGACGUAUGCCGGGAUGUUGGAUAGUGCGGCGGCGGGCGGACUGGAGAGUGGGAUGAAUCCGUUGGAAGGGGUUGUCCGCGAGGCGGUUGAGGAGGCGAGUCUGGGUGAGAAUGUUGUGCGAAAGGGGGUUAGGUGUGUUGGGGCGCUGAGUUAUUAUCAUGUUAUGCCCCCGUCACCAUCGUCUCCAUCUCUGACUGAGCCUGUGAGUGACGGAAUGAAGGAUGGAGAGGAAGAAGUCGGCUUCCUCCAGCCCGAAAUCGAGUACAUCUACGAGCUGCACCUCGACUCAACCACGCAACCCAAACCUGGUGACUCGGAGGUCGAGGGGUUUUAUCUUUGGGGCGUGGAGGAGGUCAAAGCCGCGCUGUUGCGUGGGGAGUUUAAACUGAAUAGUGCGAUUGUGGUGAUCGAUUUCUUUGUGAGGCAUGGGGUGAUCACGGCGGAGAAUGAGAGUGAUUAUGUGGAGAUUGUAUGUCGGCUGCAUCGGAGGUUGUGA